Messenger RNA from Megalopta genalis, 622 nucleotides. NCBI's taxonomy places the organism in Eukaryota, Metazoa, Arthropoda, Insecta, Hymenoptera, Halictidae. The record is from RefSeq and is a predicted model, not a curated record.
UACGCCGGCAGCAGGGCAUUCAGUUAUUAAGAUGAUUGUAUAAUAGAUGUUCAGAUACGAGAGCUUACAUCGUCAUUGUAAAAUCAUAACAAUUACGUCUCGGAAUUUCAAUGUUUCUCGAUCGAAUUCUGUGGCACUCUUUUCCUUGGAAGGUUAAGCGGAUAUCUCAGUUUGAUGACUUCAAAAAUAACAAUAACAACAACAAUGAUGAUGAUGAUGAUGAUGAUGACGACGACGUGGAUGAGAGAGAUGAUGAUGAUGAUGAUGAUGAUGAUGGUAGUGGCGAUGAUGAUGAUGAUGAUGAUGAUGAUGAUGACGACUACGACGGCGACGACCCUAACGAUAAUAAUGAUGACAAUGAUCGAGAAAAGUAAUCAUCAUUUGUCAGCGGAGAAUGCUGUGCGCCAUGGAGGUUCACGGGCUACCAUAAAAUACUCGUACUCAAGAUCGGAGAGGAUAGUACCUUCUUCGACUUCACUAAGCAUAGAACAUUUCUUUCCGGUGUAUACUCGAAUUUCUGGGGAACAUCUAAUUAAAAAUUUAACAUGUUCAUUUGGUGCGAACGUGCGGUGCUUGUGUAAAUUGUUCGAAGGAAUCGCUGCAGGAAUGAGAAAAGGAUAAU